UGACCGACCGAUUUGGCCCAUUCUUCUCCUUAUUGCUCCUUCUUCACCACUGUCGCUACCGCUCGCAACCAGGUCAUCACAACCCAUGGCACCGUCUAUUGCCUCGACAUGGCGCUCCUUUUGGCAUGAGUUGACCUCCAAUGAUCGUCAUGCCGGUCCAGAGGCGGCCUAUCGUGGCCAUCAACAUCAACCACUGCCACGUUCACGGAGCACACCACUCACUUCUUCUGCUGCUACUGGCGUCUUCGACUCUCGCACCGAUCUCGAUCAUGACCUCGAGGCCGGCAAUGGAGGCUUCGUCACUCACAGCGGGAGCGGCACUACCACACCCACCUAUCGCACGAGCAUGCAACGACAGCACUCCGGCGGAGACAAACUCGAAAGCCUCACAACCGGCGAGAUCCAAAUGCAGAGCUUCAGCGAUGGUCUUCCGCCGCCACCACCCGUGAGCCACUCGUGGAAGAGAAUCGAUCGGUGGAUGGAGGACAAUUACGAGGAGCUCUUCGAAAACAUAGGCCCGGGCGCCACAAUCAACGACGUGAACGAGCUCGAACACGAGCUUGAUUGUACAUUGCCACAGGAUGUUCGCGAAUCAUUACAAUUACAUGACGGCCAGGAACGUGGUGGUAUGCCCACGGGUGUGAUCUUUGGCUGCAUGUUGCUGGAUUGUGAGGAGAUCACUCAGGAAUGGCAAAAUUGGCGGACAGUCAAUGAAGCCUACUUCAGCAACGAGUCACGACCAUUUCCCGCUCCACAGCCACCGCUCAAGGCAUUCGCCGGCUCUUCAUCAUCUGCCGCUGCUGCUCCUCAGCCUCCCGCAGGCAACUCAUCUCAAUGGCGCGCCGAACUGCUCGACAAGCAAGACUCUCAGCCGCCCAAUGCCAUUCACAAAGCAUACGCGCAUCCCGCCUGGAUCCCAUUGGCUCGUGACUGGGGAGGAAACAACAUCGCUGUCGACCUCGCUCCUGGUCCAGCUGGCAAAUGGGGCCAGAUCAUCCUCAUGGGCCGAGAUUACGACUGCAAGUAUGUUGUAGCACGUUCAUGGGCUGCCUUCCUAGCGACUUUGGCCGACGACCUAUCGACGGAUAAGUGGUGGAUCGAAGAGGAUUCGAAAGAGCUGAAAUUGCGAGAAUUCAAGCAGCCGGGCGUCGAGCCGGCUUAUAUUGACAUUCUGCGCUGGAGAACGGAUCAGAAAUACGGACGUCGUGCUCCUCGCCGCCGCCCGCUUCGCGUCAACAGCAAUGUCACGUCACCUACUUCUGUCGGCGGAGCCGCGAAUGGCUUCUCACCAUACGCCUCGCCUGUGGACAAUGACCGUGGUCGCUCUCCUCAUCGCUACUCGACUGGCUCGAACAACGGCAAAGCUCCUGCGACGUCAAGUCCGCGCGCUCACAUUGGAAGCCCACUUGCACGCGUGACGGAAGAAUCAUCUGCGACAACACCUUCACGCUCUGAUGACAGCCACAAGCUGGUUGGAGGUCUGGACAGCCCUCGAGGCUCGAUCUCAUCAGCUUCUGGCAUCAACUCCAAUGCUCUAGCUCGAGCGUCGGAAAAGUUGAUCUCACUGAACAGCGAGCAUCACAACAACAUCAAGCUUCUUCUUUACCAUUCUUGCAGUCGGAGAUUUCGGGAAAUGGUUGUGGUCAAGGUUUUCUACUUUUGGCGUUUUCACGGUCGAUUGUUUAUGCUCGAAUCCCAUGUCUGCACCGACUUCAUUUGAGUGGCGUUGUCUUUCAACCCUUUCUUCCAAUUGUCGUUUGACCUUGAAAUCCUCGUUUGUCACGCCAAUUUAUAUACUCGGCGACUAUCCCUAAUUCUUACGACAGGGCAUUGAUAAUGAAAAAUCCAGCGACAGC
This is a messenger RNA of Dissoconium aciculare CBS 342.82, 1856 nucleotides long. Its product is annotated as cell wall assembly and cell proliferation coordinating protein. The record is from RefSeq and is a predicted model, not a curated record. Gene Ontology annotation, biological process: regulation of fungal-type cell wall biogenesis. NCBI's taxonomy places the organism in Eukaryota, Fungi, Ascomycota, Dothideomycetes, Mycosphaerellales, Dissoconiaceae. Gene Ontology annotation, cellular component: mating projection tip. Bases 86 to 1720 code for a protein of 544 amino acids. The transcript is spliced from 3 exons.